AAAAAAUACUGCUGAUGCGGCGGAACCAGCAGAAUUUCGGUAAAAUCUAGCUUUCGUUAGUUAUCCUGUGUUCUUCUCUCUUCUAGUCAAUAGGAAAUCAGUGAUAUUGUGGGUGGUAGCCGAGUUCCCUUCAUCAGCAGUGCACCGUUUCAACACGGCAAAAUGGGCCUCCUGUACAGGGUUCGUGUGCGAGUCAUCAACUGUUUGAUCUUCUUCUUGUUGGUAGUGUUGCUUCCCCGCUUGCCACCGAAAACUACAUUCCCAUUCGAAGGAUUUAGAUUCGCCAAGCCACGCGAGCUGAAAGGAGCACUAGAACCCACGAAUCAUCUGGACAAUGCGGAACGACUGUUUGAGGGAAAGAUCUAUGGUCCGGAAGCUUUGGUCGUGCACGGAAAGGAUCUAUUCACCACGAUCCAUGGUGGUGAAGUAAUUCGCAUUAAUGGCGAACAUAUUACGCACAUUGCCAAAUUCGGAAAACCAUGUGAGUUAUCAUUCGAGGAGGAAACAUGCGGUCGUCCGUUGGGACUAGCUUUCGACACGAAGGGAUCAAACCUAAUCGUUGGUGACGCCUACUACGGUAUCUGGUCGGUUGAUCUGACAACGGGCAACAAGGAACAGCUCGUUUCGCCUGACACCGUGUUAGAGGGCAAGGGAGUAAAUCGUAAGGGAAAACUAUUUAACAGCGUAGCGGUCGCUCGCAAUGGCGAUAUCUUCUGGACGGAUUCCACUUCCGACUUCACGCUGCAGGAUGGAGUGUUCAGCGUUUUUGCCAAUCCUUCGGGCCGUCUGUUCCAGUACGAUCGCAGCACGGGCAAGAACAAAGUGUUGCUGGAUCGUCUGUACUUUGCCAACGGUGUGGCAUUGAGUCCCAAUGACGAGUUCGUGCUGGUGGCGGAGACAAUGGCAUCGCAGAUACGUCGGUACUAUUUGACGGGACCGAAGGCCGGUACUGAUGAUAUUUUCAUCGAUGGUCUGCCUGGUUUGGUUGAUAAUCUCGUGGCGGACGCGGAAGGCAUUUGGGCUCCAUUGAUCCAAGCCGCUGACGAUGAGAAUCCUUCGCUUCCGCAAAUGUUGUCCAACGUGCCGCUUAUCCGCAAGUUUGCGAUUCGUAUGCUAGCCUUAGCUGAACUGCCCAUGCGGCUAAUCCACCAGGUGUUCCCUAAUCUGCACACGCAGCGUAUCAUUCAUGCGAUUGGCCACUUUGAGUCGCUGAUAUUCUUUUCCCCAAGUCGUCAAACCGUCGUGAAGAUCAGCUGGAGUGGCCGUAUCCUCGGAUCGCUGCAUGGUUUUGACGGUAGCGUAGGAAGCGUGUCGCAUGUGGCCGAACUGGGAGACUACCUGUACUUGGGCUCACCAUACAAUAAGUUUUUGGCACGCGUUCCCCUGCCGAAGAUGCCAAAGAUUGAGGUCCGCGAUGUGAAGUACAAACCGGCAACAGAAACACCGGCUGCACCGAAACCGACAACAACAACGACUACAACACCGAAACCGACGACUACUACCACGACUACCCCGAAACCGACGACUACUACCACGACGACACCGAAACCAUCGACAACAACGACUACCCCAAAGCCGGCUACGACUACGACUCCUAAACCAACAACGACUACUACCACUCCUAAACCAACAACGACUACUACCACUCCCAAACCAGCAACUACUACUACCCAAAAGCCUAAAACUACGGCCACUCCUAAGGCGACUACUACCACUCCAAAACCAACAGAAGCUCCGAAAGUGACCACCGAAGUACCAGUGACAGCGAAGAAAGACGAUAAGAAACCAUCUGCAUCGCAGCAACCGGGAAGCACAAAGGAAUCCCCAACAGAGCCGGCCCCAAUACACGAGAAAGUCCCCAACGAUACUCCGAAACCGAAGCAGGAGAAACUGAAAGUGAUCAAAAAGGGCGGUGAACAGGGAGAACUAUAAGACUAGCAAGAUCAGUGACGCACAACAAAUCCUUCAUGUUGAUCAUGAUCAUCACAACUGCAUAUGCACAACACGUUCGUCAAAGGACGCGUGAAACGCCAGUGUAUUGAAAUACCUCCAAGCAAAAUGCGCAAACAAUUUACGUGCGCGUACUCGGUCCACUCGUUUGGAGUCACCGACAAAAUGUCCGAGGGCAAAGCUUUACAUACUAACGUUACCGUAACACCGUCAAACAGUCCCUGUGUUGAGGGAAGGGAAGUUUUAAAGCAAUCAUCAAAUGCCCCAUUCCGCAUGAAUGGGAAUCGUCCACCAGAGUGCAGCAACCCCGGACGGAGAGGGUAGUUUAACUUGUAGCAGCUAAAAGUCCAACAUUCUUGAUAAUUUCAUUCCAUGAGUGAGGUGUAUGUUUUGUAAAAGUCUGUUCAUUCCUACGGGAUUUUUUUUUGCAACCCAGUAUAUACUCUGUUUGUGCGUAGGUAGGACCAAUUUGUUCCGAUAUAUUCAUCCAUUUUGCGACAGGCGGGGCCAAAGUUGGGGCGACAAAGGCUUGGAGCAUGGAGUGAGAAGAAUGUUCACUUCCGUCAUUUUUCUCCCAGUAGAAAAAUUUGGCAGCGAUUAGUGAUCGGUUAGAUGUAUUAUAGGUUUAGGAGGGUUAAAAUUAAUGCUGGAAAGGAAAUUGUGAAAGGUUACACUUGAAAUUGAUUUCAUACUCAACUGUUUUGUAUAUUGAAUUCGAAAUUGAACUAAUUGUAUAAUUGAACUCUUGGCACUAUUUAUGGAUUAAUGUUUCCGACUGCGGUCACGAUGGCGAUGGAGAAUAUAUAAUUUUUUUGCUUGGGUAA
This is a messenger RNA of Anopheles moucheti, 2774 nucleotides long. It is a transcript of the gene Hmu, whose product is annotated as adipocyte plasma membrane-associated protein Hemomucin. Gene Ontology annotation, biological process: biosynthetic process. Bases 163 to 1932 code for a protein of 589 amino acids. The transcript has 4 exons. NCBI's taxonomy places the organism in Eukaryota, Metazoa, Arthropoda, Insecta, Diptera, Culicidae. Gene Ontology annotation, molecular function: strictosidine synthase activity. The record is from RefSeq and is a predicted model, not a curated record.